UUUGCUCAUUUAAAAAAAAAAAAACGGGUCGUUUUUCCUCUCGGGUGUCGAGCGAUUCUCAUGGUCACGGGAGACUCGUCCCCGCAGCCGCAGCAGACCUCCGGGAGCCGGGGACACCAAAUGGGACUGGAGGAAUUUCCAGCAUCUUCGGAGAUCAUUUAGGCACCGAGGCCAUUCAGCCCGAGCAGGGGUGGUGGCAGACGGGACUACAUCGCAGGGCCAGGGUGUCUGUUUCACUGGGAAUACAGAUUUGUUUACACGUUUCACAUCGGCAGGGAAAAAAAUUCGGGACGCGGAGGCUGAAGGAUUCACGCGAGGAGUUCAUGCAUGCACGACAACUUGUGCCAGCCGGAAGCAGUGUGUUCAUUGUUGUUGCUAAAAUAUAGUUUGAUGCCGGGGUUGUGAUAUCAUCUGACUCCACAGCUAAUACGACAGAGGCCCCGAUUCAUGUUUUAAGCUCUGCACUGUCGAUUGCUCGCUGCCACCCGAUUUUUUUUUGCCCAGGAGUAUUGAUCGAAAGAGACCGUAUAGGUAGUGUCUAGUAUUUGGACGAGCCCUGCAACAACAACAACCCAACAGUCUCCUCAGAUUAAUUUAUUAUCAGCACCGUCUUUUAUUUUUCCACAAAAUCCCUGCCUACUUCAGACGAAUGCCAGAGAAGGACGCUCCAGGGAAAUCGCCUCAUCACGCUCUGGAAAAUGUUAAAAGGAUAUAAUUUGCUGCAAAUCUAGAACCGGAAGCCCAAUGAGUGACACACAGUCCAGCUUCACUGACAGGUUUCCCAAGAAAGCAAACAGAACCAGCAGCAUUCUCAGUAAAGACCAUCCCCCAGACAAGAAACCCAGAAGUGACAAAACCUCACUUCCCUCCAAUGAGUUUGACCCUACAGAAGCUCUGGUGGUGCAGAAGAGUGGCAGCAGCAGUGUGCUAGCAGAGGGGAAGCCUGAGUCCUGUGGUCUGGUCCAGCGAUGUGUAAUCAUCCAGAAAGAUGAAAAUGGCUUUGGGCUCACUGUCAGUGGUGACAACCCAGUGUUUGUGCAGCUUGUCAAAGAAGAUGGGGCUGCAAUGCGGGCAGGUGUUCAGACAGGAGACAGGAUCAUCAAGGUCAAUGGGACCCUUGUAACACAUUCUAACCACAUUGAAGUGGUGAAGCUAAUCAAAUCGGGCUCCUAUGUGGCCCUCACAGUGUUGGGGCGCCCUCCAGGGCUCGCCCAGAUCCCUUUGUCGGAAGCAGAGUCUGAAAUGUUGGGUGUUAGCAUUUCCUCUCCAAACUCCCCAGCAUCAGAACGCCCCUACAGUCCUCUGGACCGCCUCUCUUCUACACAUCCACCAUGGGAUGAGAACAGCAGUGUCUGCAACCCAAGGGUUGAUAUCUUGCAAAGGAUGCUCUCGAAAGAGCAGCACGAGCUGCAGGCCAUGAAGGAGGAGUACAGCAAGAACCCCUCCCCCAAACUACUGAAAGACAUCCAGGAAGCUAAAAAACACAUUCCUCAGCUGCAGGGUCAGCUCUUCAAGGCCACUGGGGCAACACAGGAGGCGGUUCCAGGUGGUGAUGCAGAUGAUGGUAGCAUGUUUGAGUCAGAGCACACUCUCACCUCAAAGGGAGACAACAACACAGACAUGUCCUGGAGCAGCACGCCUUUAUCUCACAGAUUUGGGCCUGGAUCUCCAGACAGUUUAUUUCCAAGACAGACAUCCUGCUCCAGCCCAAAGAGCACACCCAGGAACAGCUUCAACUCCUGCCACUCCCCAGACGCAGCGGACACCACUGACCUGGACUCUCUGUCCCCCACCACAGUCAGCAGUCCCUCCUCUUCUCGCCUCGUCUCACAAAUCAUUGGAGCUGAGGACGACUACUUUGAUUCGGACCAGGAACAGACAAACGGCCAGUGUCACAACUUUAACAGCAUCGAGCAGCUCAAGUCUCGCCCCGCCCACCUCACGGCCUUCCUUCACCAUGUCAUCUCUCAGUUCGACCCUGCUCCUUUGCUGUGCUACCUCUAUGCUGACCUCUACAAGCAGACCAACUCCAAAGAGACCAGACGGGUGUUCAUGGACCUCCACACCUUCUUCAUCGACCGAGGAGCUAAUUUGAAAGUUGCUGUCCCUGAAUCCAUCUCUUCUGAUCUUGAUCGACGGCGGACAGAACUGAUCCCAGAGGAAAUAAACAGGCAACACGUUCAAACACUGCAGGACUCUCUGCUCCCUGACAUUCAGAAGAACCUUGAGGAUUUCAGGCAGAAGCGCAGUAUGGGUCUAACAGUGGCUGCAGCUGAAUUGGCCAGACUGGACCAAGAGCGAGUCAGAGACAGGGUCACUCUGGAGAGAGAGCGAUCAUAUGCUGAAAGCAUCAUCACCAAGAUAGAGGAUAUCCUCUUAACUACUCAGACCACAGAGGAAGAGAAAUGCACUACCAUGCAGUAUGUCAUCUAUACAUACAUGAAGCACCUUGGUGUGAGGGUGAAGGAACCUCGCAGUCUGGAGUCCAAACGGGUCCGGAUCAACUUUCUCCCCAAGAUCAAGAAAAGCAUAAAGACAGAAAAGGAAGGAGGAGAAGAAAAGGUGAAGAAACCCAGAUUUCCCAGCAUCCUUGGUCCUCAGCGUCGGCCCAGCCGCAUCGAAGCAGCAUCUGUGGGUAAAGCCUUGGAUGGUCGCCCACGACCUCAGAAGCAAUUGUCUCAGCCUUCACUGGGGGCAAGCGAGCACACGGAAACUGGUCGUUUAAGAAGCAGCCAAUCAAGUGAGGGCUCUGAGCUCACACACUCCAUGUCUGUCAACACCUCAUCCCCCAACAGCACCACCUACAGCUCAGACACGAGCCGAGAUGCUGAUAUGGGUGGAACUCCGACCUCAGGCCCUCACAGGCUGAGUGACGGCCUUCAGACUGACUCUCUGGACGGGCUGCCAUACCCUGCUUCGCACUUUGACCUCUACAGCCUGGACCAACUGCAAGAGGACGACAGAGAGAGUGACAGAGCUCACGAGGGAACACCAAAGGCCAUAAGAAGGCUUGAGGGACUGGGUGCAGCCGACGUCCAGAGUGAAGACGACCAGGGAACAGACUCUGAGCACGACCCCCCAAACUGGCAGCAGCUGGUGGGACGAGAAGUCCUAGCGGGUCUCCGGCCUCAUGAAAUCAAGAGGCAGGAAGUUAUCAAUGAGCUGUUUUACACGGAGCGUGCACAUGUGCGGAUGCUGAGAGUUUUGGACCACGUUUUCUACCAGAAGCUUUCCAAAGAGAGCAUCCUGCCUCCCGCUGACAUCAAGAACAUCUUCACCAACCUGGAGGAGAUUCUGCAGCUGCAUGCUUCAAUACUGGAGCAAAUGGCAGCCGUGCGGAAGAGAAAUGAGUCCUCAGUAAUUGAUCAGAUAGGAGACGACUUGCUCUCCUGGUUCAGUGGCGGAGAGGAGAAGAUCAAGCAGGCGGUGGGGACGUUCUGCAGCAACCAGCCUUUCGCUCUGGAGAUCAUUAAGACCAAGCAGAAGAAAGACUCGAGGUUCACUUCGUUCAUCCAGGAGGCAGAGAGUAACAGACUGUGUCGCAGACUGCAGCUUAAAGACAUCAUUCCUGUGGAGAUGCAGCGACUCACCAAGUACCCUCUGCUACUAGAGAACAUCUCCAAGUACACAGACAACACGGUGGAGAAGGACAAAGUGAAGCAGGCGGCGGACUGCUGCAGGAAGAUCCUAAAUCACGUCAACCAGGCUGUGAAGCAAUCUGAGGACAAGCAGAGGCUGGAGGACUAUCAGAGACGACUGGACCUGUCCUCUCUGAAGCAGACGGAUAACCCCGUGAUCCUGGAGCUAAAGAACCUGGAUCUUACCAAGAGAACAAUGGUGCACGAGGGACCUCUGUCAUGGAAAGUGAACAAGGACAAGACUAUUGAGUUGUACACGCUCCUCCUGGAGGACAUCCUGGUCCUGCUACAGAAACAAGAUGAGCGUCUGAUCCUGAAGUGUCACAGCAAAAACCUGGCAGGCACCGCAGAUACCAAACAUAUCUUCAGCCCCAUCAUCAAACUCAACACUGUGCUGGUGCGCUCUGUGGCCACAGACAACAAGUCCUUUUUCGUCCUGUCCAUGUCAGACAACGGAGCCCAGAUCUACGAGCUGAUGGCGCCCACGGUCGCAGAUCAGAUAACGUGGCAGCGUCUAAUCAUUCAGAGAGCGGACGCCAUGAAAGUCAAACCUCACACCAUCAUCCCGUUACCUCAGAGCGAUGGGGAGAGAGACGACGUGGAGACCAUCACCGCAGGUGUUUCCAGGCUGAGUCGAGACGCAGACCGCACAUCCACUGGCAGCACCCAGUCAACAGAUAAAGAGAGCAGUCCGGCCCCUAGAAGCGCAUUGCCGAGCUCUCUACCUGGAAAUAAUCCAUUCGAGAGGGUGAAGGCUGAGGAGGAGGAGCAGGAGGAGGAAGGGUUUGUGGAUCCGGAGCUUCCUUACCAAGCGGCUGAGGACGGCAGAGAAGGAGACUCGUUUAACGUUUAUCCCUCCAGAGCAGACGAAGCACUGAAAACACUGGCAGCAUUAAAGCAGGUGUUGGUGACCCAGCUGAUGUCCCAGGAGGCUGCAGAGCAAAGCAAACGCUCCACAGGGGCUCGUCUCCUCAGGACCACGUCUCUGCGGACACCCAUCGACAGCCGCGCACGAGUGAUGGUCCACAACGGCUCCGAGAAGAACAGCUCUCACACGGAGGACCCGGCCCAGGACCUGGGCUCUGGGGACACGGGCUUCUUCGACUCUCCUGACGAUUAUGCAGGAUACUUGGUCCUGGAGGGCUACGGUGGCCCGGGGGAGAGCAGCACAGAUGACGACAUCUUGGCAUCAACCACAGGGAAGCAGCUGAGCACCUCACAAGGCUGCGCCACGGACUCCGGCAUCAACUUGAGGUUCUCCUCGGCGUCUCAGGCCGGCAGCCUCUCCUCUUUCAGCAGACAAGUCCUGUCUCACCUCAGAAACCUUCAGUCCAACCUGAGCUAUCUGAAGGACGUUGAGGCCAAGUACAAUAAUCUAAUACGCCAAAGGCCUGAAAGGUCCUCAGCAGACAUGGACAGAAACAAAGAUAAGAGAUAGUGGAUAGUCCACGCCACGGCUUCUGGCUCUGGUCCCAAAGAGGAAGUCCUGACCCGUCGUCUGUUCUUACUUCUCGUGUCCUGGACUUUCUGGACCUCCUAUAAGCUUGUCCUCUCACUGCUGAGUCCCCCUAUUUUUCUUUCCAUCGCCGUCGCCCGCGGCCGCCACUGAGAAUGAGAGACUGAGAGUGUGAGCAGAAACGUGGCGUCUUUAGCGACGCCGCACCCCCCCCUCUCCCCUCCAUCAGCACAAGGCAAUCAGGGAAGUGGGAUUGCCCCCAGAACCUCAUCCCUCGACCAUCUAACACCCAUUUCCCCCCGAACUCCCUGCAAGAAAGAGAACUUAUACCAAAAUGUACAAAGAUGUGUGUUUAGAAUAUAUAUAUAUGAAACACAAAACAAGAAAAGGAAAAUUUUAAGAUAAUGUAUUAAGAUUUUUUUUAUCCCAAGAUGUAUUUAUUUUCUUUCUUUUCUUUUCAUUUUUUUUUUUUUUUUUUAAAGUUUUUCCACAUUGCUUGCAUGCUUUUGGCCAUGGUGUUACCUUUUCGGCUGCUCCUCCCUGCUUCAGUCACACAGGCUUCGUGUGAGUGUUGAGUGCACGCGAGCGUCAGCCGAGCGUCAUCCUGAUGAAGUGGCAGGAGUAUAUUCAGACUGAUAGAGGCCGGAGUUGCACUGGUGAUGGAUAGAUCCCAUUGUGUUGAAACUCUUGAACUGUGUUAAAAGACUAGAAUUUUAGACAAAUUCUAGGUGUGGUGUUAACUAGAAUGAAGAGUCUCGAGGCUCUGAUCUGGUCCUGUUGCAUUUCUGUGCCUCCUCCUCCUCCUCCUCCUCUUCCUCGCUGUGAGGACUAUUUUUCCUCCCGUCUACUCCUCUCCUCCUUUGCGUGUGACUCUUCUCCUUCUUUUUCCUUUUGAACACUUACAGGUGUCAUCCUUCCUUUUUUUUCUCCUCGCAGCCCCCUGGCAAUCAUGUUUCUUUAUCCCCUGCUGCACUCUAUAUGUCAUGCUUUCUCAUCUUCCCUUUGGGGAUCUUGUCCCCGUUCUCCCCUCCCCUCUCUUCUGCAAGGAGCGGCCACGCUCUCUCUGUAUUAGCUUCUGACAGAAAUGCUGCUUCUCUCUGCUACUAUUGGCUGUUCUGAUCUGACUGCCUGAUAUUCUAACAAUGUCAUGAAGUUCAACAUAUACUGUACAAUGAUCAAGUUGGAAGGUUAUGCAUAACUUUAAUAAAUAAAUGGUGCCAUGACACAUUGAAAAAGGAAAA
This is a messenger RNA of Hippoglossus stenolepis (Pacific halibut), 6335 nucleotides long. It is a transcript of the gene arhgef12a, whose product is annotated as Rho guanine nucleotide exchange factor (GEF) 12a. Gene Ontology annotation, cellular component: cytoplasm. Bases 745 to 5076 code for a protein of 1443 amino acids. NCBI's taxonomy places the organism in Eukaryota, Metazoa, Chordata, Actinopteri, Pleuronectiformes, Pleuronectidae. Gene Ontology annotation, biological process: G protein-coupled receptor signaling pathway; intracellular signal transduction. The record is from RefSeq and is a predicted model, not a curated record. Gene Ontology annotation, molecular function: guanyl-nucleotide exchange factor activity; G protein-coupled receptor binding. The transcript is spliced from 41 exons.